GCCGAACAACGUCGUCGGCGCUCUCUACACCUUCUACCUCAUUUCCAAGGCCAUCUGAGAGUGCGGAGCAGUCAAGAGAAGUAUGUUUCACCCCCUCAGAUGGCCGGGACCUCCCUAAGCCAAACCGCGAUUGCGUGGCGUGAAAGCGCGACCGUGAUUAUUUUUUCGCCGGAAUCUACGCCAUAG
Molecule: messenger RNA, 186 nt
Organism: Schizophyllum commune H4-8
Lineage: Eukaryota; Fungi; Basidiomycota; Agaricomycetes; Agaricales; Schizophyllaceae
Exons: 1
Source: RefSeq, a predicted model, not a curated record